CUGCUGUAAAGCGGAUAACUGUACAGUCAAACCUUCUCCCACCAUUCAGCCACAGCUCUGACCGAUCACAGCUGUUAUCAGUUAUUUCUUUUUCUUUAACAUUGAAAGGGACGUGUCAUUGUUACACCCAGAGGACUAUUUUUGUAUGCCUUUGAACAACUUGGGUCUAGUUUUACACAUGGCAACAUCGGUGACAUUACAGGAGUGACAACUGGACGGAUUGGAUCUCUGAAGUCCUGAACUUGGAGAGUUAUUUAUAAGAUAAUUUGAGCUGUCUGCAGUCCUCGUCUGCUGAAGCCAUGUUUUCCAAAGCCACUGCCAACUUUGUCCGUCAGAUUGACCCCGAAGGAAGCCUCAUCCACGUGUCCCGAGUAAAUGACUCACACAAGCUGGUUCCCAUGGCACUGGUUGUCAAACGCAACCGCAUCUGGUUCUGGCAGAGGCCCAAGUACCAACCGACAGAUUUCACCCUCAGCGACUUGUUGCAGGGCGACAAGGUGCUCAGUCCUGGAGUGUCUGAGACAGAAUUCCUCACCUACAAGGGGACGUUUGGAGACAAACUCUCUGGGAAGCUGGACACUGAGGCUGGCUCUGUCAGCGUCACACUGGAGGGGCGGGGCUCUUCCAAGCUCCAGUCAUGCUUUGGCAAGCUGAAGAAAGAGGAACUCGAUGUGAAGAAGCUGCUACGUGAAUCCAGCAACAGGCUGGUGGACAUGCAGCACGUGCUGGUGCAGCAGCUGGAGAAACGAGCUGAGGUGCUGGCAGUGGUGAAGGAGAGGAUCCUCACUGCCAACUCCUGCUCCGUCACCCAGACGAAAAAGGAGCAGUGCAUCUUUCAGGGGGUGCUCAGGCUAGUGGACAUGCUGGGGGGCUCUGUUAAGGUGUGUGUGAAAGACAGCAACAACAUUGAGGCGGACAGUGAUGUUUCCUUGGAGAUCCCAUGUGGGACAGUCAUUGCGUACAGCAUCCUGGAACUCGAGAUUAAAAAAAAUGGACAUUACGAUAUAUGCCUACAACCUGGCGCAAUAGGAGGAUUUGAGGCAGACUCGCAUUUAAUGUCCUGGCCAUCCCUUAAUUCCCUGAAUACGGUGGACGGCAAGUGCAACGGGGAGAAGGUUCCAGAGAAAGUACCUUUGAGUGCACUGCAAAAUGGAUCACAGGAGAUGGACCUUUCUCCUCUGGCAGAGCUCCCCAAGUCAACUCGAUAUACCUUGUUCAAGAGACUGCAAGAGACUCUGAGGGACAGAACUGCUCUGUCAUGUCUGGAGUGUGUGCUGGAGGACUUGUGUAGUGGUGAAACACUCGAUAUGGCCAAGCACAAGGAACUGACGGAGAGUCAGAGAAAAUCAGUGCCAGCCAUACUGGACCGAGCCGCCACAGACAGUCCCGCUGAGAAUAGCCAGUGUGGUAUCCCUGCACACCUAAAUGCAGCUCACCUGUUGGUCAGCGCCAUGGAAGAGUUGCCUGAUGAAACUCUGAGCCUCUUGAGUGAGAGCUGUCCUGAUUUUCUGGAGGCCUUCGACACACUGUUGUGCAGGUUAAAGGAGACCAGCGAGCCUCUCUCCAGCCAGUAUCUUCCAGUCCUGCUGCAGGACAACCAGGCCUUCCAACUGGCAGAACAGCUGCUCAGCUCCACCAAUGUGAUGCUAAGGAGAGACACCAACAGGCUGUGGACAGAGACAGAAAAUAAAGAUGGAGUUCUCCUCUUGGUCCUCUGUCUCAGCAUACAAGGAUUGUCCUUGCUGUGCAAAGGAUUAAAGUAGUAGUAGUGUCUGCAUGUGCACUUUAUUUUUCACGGAUUAUAUUCUGUCCAUUUAUUUCUUUAUUGUAAAGUUUAUUGGGACUAAGCUUACUAUAGUUUAUAGCAUAAAGUCUUUUUAGCUUUACAUAUUAUUAUUGAUUUGUUCACAUUGUUUGCUACUUGUUACACUAUUAUAGAGAUAUGUGUUAUAUUGAUAUUGAUAGUUUUUCCUACUUAUAUUUUUACUACUUAACAAACACUUCAUAUUUUUGUAUGAAAAAGGAAAUAUGUAUAUUUUAUAUGAUGAACUCUCCCACUUUGGUGCAGCUCUGACAUGUUUCAUAGUUGUGUCUCCCAAUUUUUUAAGCUUGUAAAUCAUGAAGGAGUUUGGUACCUGCAUGCACCUUACAUAAUAAUUAUUAUUGUUUUGUAUAAAUCCAGUGUUAUUAUUUUUAUUUAUUAAUUUUUAGCUCACAAUGAAAAUGUGUCCUGUUCAUCAGUAGCUUGAGAAAGUUCAGUGACUGGAUCAACUGAAAUAGUGGUUGAGAUGAACACAGUUCUGAUUUCUCUAUCCACUAGCUUUUACAAAUUUCAGUUUUUUUAAAUAACAACAAAUGGGAAAUUUGAUGCAUACCAACAAUACACAGAAUUUAUAACAAUUAUACAUUUAUGUGAUAUGCUGAAAACUGUGUUGCAUUUAUUUUAAAUGAGGCUGCAUUUUAUUGCUGCUACUGCUCCUAAUCAAAAGAUUUGCUCUGAAACUAUUUUAUUUAUCAAGAAAGCUUUAUAUAUAACAUUCCCUGAAAUAUUGGCAUUGAAUACAAAAUGUUAAAAUGCAGUAUUGAUGUUUUGAUAUGUGUAUUUGUACAUGAGCUAUGAAGUUUUAUGAAGCUGCCUUUGCCAUGGCCUUACUGCCACUUUCCUAUUUGUCAAUUAAUGUUUUAAUUUAUUGUUGUUUGGAAAACAUACAUUUUACUUUAUGCUAUAUUAAUACAAUUUGAAUAAUCUUUGCAUUUCUGUCUGUGUCAUUGCUCUAUCAAAGUGUAUAUUUUUUUUCUUACAGAAAUAACAAAUAAAGCUUUUUAUAUGCAUGAACAGUAUCUCCCAAA
Molecule: messenger RNA, 2850 nt
Organism: Siniperca chuatsi (mandarin fish)
Lineage: Eukaryota; Metazoa; Chordata; Actinopteri; Centrarchiformes; Sinipercidae
Product: gasdermin-E-like
Exons: 10
Coding region: 300-1763 (487 amino acids)
Biological process (GO): programmed cell death
Cellular component (GO): cytoplasm
Source: RefSeq, a predicted model, not a curated record